UCCAACUACAAUAUCGCCAAGUACAGACGCUGGAAACUGGUGGAUGGACCCCAGAAUUCGGCAGCUCUACAAGAGAUUGAUCUUUCUCGGCCGCGACUAUCCGCGGGGGCUCACAGACGCCCGCAACAAGCUCCAAAGCGCGUUCAAGCGCCCUCUGGCUGAGAACACUUCGCUGGAACAGGCCCUGGGCAGAGGGGAGUACGUGGCGCGCGAGCUUGAGGCCCUGGUCUUUCUCGCCAAGUACCGCGCGCUGUUCAAGCGCUACGGCGAGGGCGACGCAAGGACGCCGCUCACGGUUGAUUCAGGGGGGGCUGCAGCGCAUCAGGGGGCUCGGGGGUUCACUGGUCCAUCAGCGCGCAGCAGCGGCGCGCCAGCCAGCUCUGGGCCACGCAGCGGCAAGCCACAGCCUUCGUCUGGCUGAUAGCCAUUCCACGUGCGUGCCGACACACAUUAAGUAAACACACCAUCAUGCAGGCCACAGCCACAACAAUGACAGGUCCAGGGCUUUCCAGCACUUCACUGCGGGCGCACGCAGCAGUUGUCGGCGGGGCACGCCAGCUGAGCACUGCCUGCCACCGGCUGCACGUGGCCCGCCUGCCGCCGCCGCUAUUCCGCCGCCGCGGCGAGGCGGUGGCAACAGUGCAGGCACUGCCGCCGAACCCCUUCCUAGGAGCCGCUGCCGCCACGACCAUUGUCUCACAGGCGGUGUCGGCGCCGUCCCUGACGGAGCCGGCUCCGCCUGUGCCUCCGCCUGCAUCAGGCGAGGGCGGCAACUUCGCUCUGGCGCAGCGGCUCCGGCAGCUGCAGGAGCAGCAGCAGCAGCAACAGACACAGACAUCGGGACAGCAGCAGACACGGCUCUCGGACACGGCGGCUGUGAUGACGUCAGCCCAGGAGCCGGGAUCUGGCUUGCAAAGUGCUGCCGCUGCGGCGGACGCCGAGGCCGACGGCGGCAGUAGCAGUGGCAGUGGCAGCGCAGCCGGUGCCGCGGACAGCGCAGCCACGCCGUCAUUCUGUGAGCCGGAGACCCUGACCGGCCUGAUGCGGCAGUUUGUGGAGCGGCAGGAGGGCUUCGACUCGGGAGUGCAGAUGGACGGCCUGCUGGCCUACUACCGGCGGCUGGGCUGCAGCCCGCAGCAGAUACAGGCGGCGGUGGUGGAGGUGGCGCCGGCUGGGGCCGGGGCGGGCGCGAGCCUAAGCGCCGAGGUGCUCACGCAGCAGCUGCAGCUGGCGGCAUGGGAGCUCGUGGCUGCGGCGGUGGCUGCGGCGGCCCUGGCGGCGUAUCAGUCGCGGCCGCGGGGCUGGUCGCGCAAGGACCUGCUGGAGGUGCGCGCCAGUGCCAUCGCGGGCAAGGGCCUGUUUGCCACUGCGUCCAUUCCCUCGGGCACUGUGCUGGGCGCCUACCCGGGCCGCCUGCGCAGCGGCGCCGAGAUGCUGGCCAAGUGCGAGUACGCGCCCAUGGCCUCGUCCUACGCUUUUCGCACAGGCGACGGCUCGUUCUUGGACCCCACCGACACCACCGGCCAGCCCAGCCCCUACCCGACGCCGGGUUUGUUCUGGCCGCUGCCCUCGGACGUGUCGCUGUGCUUCGCCAAUGAGCCGCCCAAGGGAUCCCUCGGCACCAAUGCGUCGGUGGAGGACGGGUCAGCGGCGGGGGACCUGCAUUUCGUGGCCUGCCGCGACAUUCCUGCCGGCGCCGAAAUUCUCAUCGAUUACGGGAUCAGCUAUGAUAGGUCGAACUACGGCAAGUAGUGCAGGCUGCAGGCGGCAGUGGCAGGGAAGGUGCAUGUGCAGCAUUUCACCAGUGGACCGGGGCGUGAGCUGCUGGGAUCCAGCGUGCGCCGUGGUGGUUGCGACGGAGAGGCCAUGCACACCGUACCGUAAUUGCUUAGUGCCUUGUUGGUGCCUGGGCGGAUUGUGGUGUGAGGGAGCGUGCGGGUGGGCCUCGUGUUGCAGGCUAAGGCCGCCCGGCUGGUGUGCGCAGCUCGCGGGCGUGGCAGUGCGCCAGGGUGAAGGCCAGAGGGGCCGCUGUGGGGGCUGAGCCCCGGUGCGAGCUCCAAGGCGAUGGUGGAGUGGCGUCAGUAAAUAUGAUGCGGUAGUCGCGGAGGUGGGGACGUGGGGUGGCCGCACACGUGCCGGAUGCAAAAUCUCCCUCGCUCCUCAGCGCGACGUUAAUCGGACGUACACGAAAGAUGCUGUUGCAUGUGCAAGGGGGCACGGGCAAGGUUUCCUCUCCAAAAACGGAAGGGGGACACGGCGCAGCGCAGCGUCGGAGUGGCGCACUGUUGCCAGGAACGGGCUGCGGUUGGCGAACCGCCCGGGGAAGCUU
Messenger RNA from Chlamydomonas reinhardtii, 2329 nucleotides. RefSeq lists its product as uncharacterized. NCBI's taxonomy places the organism in Eukaryota, Viridiplantae, Chlorophyta, Chlorophyceae, Chlamydomonadales, Chlamydomonadaceae. The coding region runs from base 490 to 1752 and encodes 420 amino acids. The record is from RefSeq and is a predicted model, not a curated record. The transcript has 6 exons. Gene Ontology annotation, molecular function: protein binding.